Molecule: messenger RNA, 2244 nt
Organism: Lethenteron reissneri (Far Eastern brook lamprey)
Lineage: Eukaryota; Metazoa; Chordata; Hyperoartia; Petromyzontiformes; Petromyzontidae
Product: leucine-rich repeat-containing protein 15-like
Cellular component (GO): plasma membrane
Molecular function (GO): protein binding
Source: RefSeq, a predicted model, not a curated record
ACAGCGAGACGCGCAUGGCACACACCGCUUCCCGGAAUGUGUGGGAUGGGAGUCUCUCGGAUUAAUGUGCAACCACUGGUCCGAUUCACAAGGCACACGGGGGUUUAUCUGGGCGGGAGGUUCCUCUCUGCUGCUGCCGCUGCUGCUGCUUCUUCUUCUGAUCGGUUCCUUUGGGAGCAGAGUGACUUACCUGCACUGCGGUGUGCACGGUCAAGAGGGAGCAUGGCCAGUCGACCAGAAAUCCUCCUUCUCCUCCUCGUCCUCGCCGUGGCAGCUGCGUCACCCUCGCUCGGCCAAACCAUCUCCUGUCCGCCCGGGUGCACGUGCAGCCGCUCCAAGCAUCUGGUGAGCUGCCACGGAGAGGCCCUCACCUCGCUGCCGGCCACGUUGCCGGACAACACCGACAUGCUGGUCGUCAGGGGCUCGCUGCUCACGGGGGCGCUGACCUUUCCCUGCUGGUCGCACCCCCUCGACUACCUGGAGAUCGCCGACAACCGGGCGGCCCUGCGGCUGGCCCGCGACUCGUUCGGUAACCUGCCCCACCUCGCCCUGCUCCACUUCUCCGGCAACCGGGUGGCGGCCGGCCUGCCCGCCGGACUGCUCGCGCCCCUUAAACGACUCCGCUGGGCGGACCUGUCCAACAACAGCCUGGCCGAGCUGCCCGGCUCGCUGUUCGCGGGCGCCUCCGCGCUCGGCUACCUGGACCUCUCCAACAACGCCGUCGCAUCCCUGCCGCCGGGGAUUUUUGAAGAUCUCGGCAACCUCGACACGCUCCUCCUCUCCGGCAACAACCUCACCGCGCUGCCCGGCACGGUCUUCGGCUCGCUACGCCAGCUCGAAACGCUGGACCUGUCGUACAAUCGUCUCGGGUCCAUCAGCCGCGUGCACUUUGCCGCCUUGAGCGCCCUCAAGGACCUCCGUCUCAACGGCAACUUCAUCCGGGCGAUCGACGGUGCCGUGUUCCGGCCGCUGGCGAGCCUCGAGAGCCUGUCGCUGGCAUUCAACGCGAUCUCGUCGGUGCCAAGCCAGGCGUUCGACGGACUGAGGAACCUCACUCGACUGGACCUGGCUCACAACAACCUGAGCGCCGUGGCCCAAGGGCUGCUUUGCGGCGUGAAGAACCUCGAGUGGCUUUACCUGGCCAACAACUCCAUCCAGGAAAUCACGGCCGACAUAUUCGUGGAGAACGCGAAGCUCAAAGGGGUGCGCUUGGAGGGGAACGCUCUGCAGAGGUUGCCCGAGCAGCUGCUGCAGGGUCUCGCCUCCCUGGAGGAGCUCUACCUGAACGGCAACCGCAUCUCCGAGCUCCCCGACGGACUCCUGGCCGUGAACGAGAUGGGUGUCAAGGUGCCCGUCUUUCUUGACUUGUCGCACAACGAGCUGAGCGCCGUGCCCCAGGGGAUCACGCGAGCCCUCGUCGAGCGGAUGUUCAUCCUCAUCCUGCACGACAAUCCGCUGUGCGGCGCCCCGGUGCAGGGCUCGGGCAAGGACCACGUGAAGAAGGCGUGCAAGCUCGGCACGAGCGGAGGCACGGCGAGACCGUGAUGGUUGUGGUUGGAGGUGGUCCCGUGGGGUCAGAUGGUCGGUGGGCCGAGAUGACACCACGGGAGACACCUGGGUUCGAGUCCAGGCUGUUUGGCGUGUGAUUCGUAGAGAAAACGGGGGGAGUGUUUCAAGGGUGGUGAUUCUUCUUUGGUUCUUUCGGUUAAGUCACGUUUAAAGAUAAAAUAAUAAAUUAAAAUAAUAGCAUAUUAUGACGUUUCGAUUGCAACACAAGCAAUCAUCAUCAGGUAUAAAAGAAAUAGCAACAAAAAUCUAACUAGAAAACUAUAAACAGACAUACAAGCAGACAGACAUCACAAGGACACACAGAGAGAGGGCACAUAUCGGUGAGUUAAGAACGGUCACAUCUUGGUGACCCUAAUGAAUACAACACGAACACGCACGCUAUGAUGUUUACGGGACUGCUUUGUUAAUCGUUGAACGAAAGGGGCCGUCCAUAAAUGACGUCACGCACCUAGUGGGGGGGUUGGGGGUCAGACAUUUGUGACGAUGUGUGACGAGGGGGGGUUUGAGAAAUGUGACGUCACAUCAAAAUGCGCAACUUUAAAUAAAUGUAGACAACACGUUCUACUUAAUUAAAUAGACUUUUUAAUAAAUGUUUUCUCCUACAACAUCAGAGUGCAGCGCCACAUUAAAUACGCACUACAAUGACAAUAGUUUAAAGCGAUUUUAAGCAUGUUU